This is a messenger RNA of Trichobilharzia szidati, 4614 nucleotides long. The record is from the annotation of a GenBank genome assembly. NCBI's taxonomy places the organism in Eukaryota, Metazoa, Platyhelminthes, Trematoda, Strigeidida, Schistosomatidae.
GCUUUGUUCACACUAGUCAUCAGCGUAACAUUUUACGUUUUAAAAAUUAUCCCCUGAAUAAAAGUACUUACUUCAUUAAAAUAACAAAUGAAUCCAAAUUUAUAAAUAAAAAAAAAUGUAUUAUUACAAAAUGAAAUUAUGCAAUUAAUAACUGUGCAUUAACAAACAUGAGUUUGUACGCUUAAUUCAUUGAUAAUUGAAUAAAACAUACUGAUUAUAAAAGGUACUAGAAUAAUUAAAGAGAAAAUAAGAAAUCCGUGGAAUAUUUUCACCAGCUCGCUGUAUGCGUAUAUGUGGUACAAUAUGAAAAAUAUGAAAUUAUAUCACUUGAAUUUUCAAUGUUUCAAUAAUAACAAAAACUGUGUUAUAACUACUAAUUAUAAAAAAGGCAUUUAUUUAAAUUUAAAUUUUAUUUUCCUCAUAUUUUUAAUUAGUUUUGAUUUAUUACCAAAUUCUCUUUUAUUACUGUGUUCUAAUUUGCCUAAAACAAAAACACCAUUGGAUAAUUUGAGUCAAUUUAAAAAAUGUUGUAAAGAUGGUUUAAUUGCUGCUCAUACUUUAGAUAUUCCAAUAUUAACUGGACAAACUAUUCAGCACAGUAAUGAAACGUGUUCAGAUAUUUUACAAUUAGGCACGUCUGUAAUUGAAAAUGACAAUGGAAAAACAUCCAUGUAUUCCAAUCACUUUUGGUGUCAACGUGUUCAACAUUAUUGUUGUCUAUCAGCUAGAAGAUUCAAAGCCUGUCAAAUUGGUUCAGAUCAUAUUGUCAAGCAUAAUUCAGAAAAUUGUUCAGUUGGUGAAUUUAUUCACCUUGUAGAUGUUAGAUUAACACCAGUUGCUAGGGAAUGUUGUCUUUGUCAAUUAAUAUGGAGUAAAAGUUCUAUGAAUAGCAACAGUUUACUAGAAAAUACUACCUAUGAAAGUAAUCAGAGUGCUUGUCCUCAAGGAAACUGUUGCAGUAUGCUUAGUCGAAAAUUACUGGAAGACGAUUCAAAUUCAUUAUUCAAGUCGUCUAUGAUCAUGUCUGAUGAUCCAGAUGUACACCAGAUAAUGAGAGAAUAUUUAACUACCACCGCUACUACUACUACUACUUCUGAAGAAAUGACGAGUACAACUCAUCAAGUGACAACAUCACCAACUAAAACAAAACUGAUACCAACUGAAGAUGAUGAUGAUGACUUUUCCUUUAAUCUUGUUGGUGGUAUAGAUCUGCCAGAUUCCUGGGUAGAUUCAGACCUUGAUAGUCCAGUUUUAAUCGACAAACCUGAAGAAUACGGUUCAGACAUGAGAGGCACUGGAUUGGUUUCUAGUACUGAGUCUUCUAAUGAUAAUGUUUCUCCUCCUACGACUAGUACUACUUCCAGUACUACUACUGCUGCUACAACAACAACUACAGCAACCACUACUACUACUGCUACGUCUACUGAAAAUACAAUAACCACCACUCCGUCUACAACUCCUACCUCUAACUCAGUAUAUGAAACUUUUGUAAAAGCAGAAAAAGUAUCUAAACAGUUAAAUACAAUACAAUGUCAAGAAAGUUUUGUUUGGGAUGAAGAACAACAACUGUGCGUUCGAUUUGUAAUUUCAUGUCCAGUUGGAAUGUAUCUUAGUAAAGAAACAAGAAAGUGCAUUCCAAUGUCACCGGAUAGAUCAGACUGUCCACCAGGUUACAAGUUAUCUAGUACAAGAGAUGAAUGUGAAGAUAUCAAUGAAUGUAUUGAGGGUCUGGGUUCAGGUAAACUACCAUGUCAAGGUGAAGGAAUAAAAUGUGAAAAUCUGCCUGGUUCUUACAAUUGCUCAUGUAAUGCUGGAUUUUCUAUGGCAGCAGAUGGAACCUGCGUGGACAUUAAUGAAUGCACAUCAAUGUAUAGUCCUUGUCUUGUUGGCCAACAAUGUCGAAAUUUAAUUGGUUCAUAUCAAUGCUUACGUGAAGUUCCAUGCGGUUAUGGUUAUGUCUUAAAUCCAAGAACCCAACAGUGUGAAGAUGUUGAUGAGUGUAAAAUCGAUCCAUUUAUAUGUGGUAAAGGUAUGCUUUGCAUCAAUGUUCGUGGAGGUCAUAAAUGUGUUGAUCACCAUUGUCCUGGAAAUGCCAAACGUAAUAAAAUUGGUGAUUGCGUUCCAUGUCCUUCAGGCUAUGUGUACAAUGUCUCAAGUGGAUUGUGUGACGAUAUUAAUGAAUGUCUACAACCAAAUAAAUGUAGAUCAUGGGAGAAGUGUGUAAAUGAACGUGGUUUCUUCCUAUGCGAAGCAAAAAUUAACUGUGCUCAUGGUACACGAAUCAAUGAAGCUGGUACCGAAUGCAUAGAUAUUGAUGAAUGUUUGGAGAAAAGUUAUCAUUGUGACGAUGGAAAAGUAUGUGUCAACACUAUGGGCUCAUAUUACUGCACAGAAUCGAAUUGUACUGCAAGCCAAAUAUAUGAUUAUCAUGAAAGGAAAUGUACUUGUGAAAAAGGAUAUCGAGUUCAAGGCAAUGAAUGUGUCGAUAUUGAUGAAUGUCAUGAAAAUAUACACAAUUGUACUGAAGACAGUACAUGUAUGAAUCAUAUUGGUGGAUAUCGUUGUGUACGUGUAGAAGAAUGUCCAUCAGGUUUUAAGCGAAAAUAUCCGCUUUCUAGAUGUGAAGAUAUUAACGAAUGUGAAUUAAAUUCAGGAAACUGUGGAGCGCAUGCAUUCUGUAAAAAUACUAUUGGUUCAUAUCAGUGUAUAUGCAAGCAUGGUUAUAAAAAUAUCAAUGAAACCGACUGUGUAGAUGUUGAUGAAUGCGCAAUAUUUACACCGGCUGAAUCAUGUCCUGAUUCAAGAGCACGUUGUGUUAAUACUCAAGGCAGUUAUAUAUGCGUAUGUCCAGAAGGUUUUGUAUGGAUUGGUUAUCCAGACUUGAAAUGUAAAGAUAUUGACGAGUGUAUAGAAACGCCAAAUAUUUGCGGAAAAGAGCAUCGAUGUGUCAAUAUGAUUGGGAGUUAUCGAUGUGAAUGUGCUUCUGGAUAUAAAAAUGGGGAAAAUGAAAAAGUCUGUGUCGAUAUUGAUGAAUGCAAUGUGAACCUAUACAGUACGAGUAUUAAUACGAACAAUAAUAAUAAUAAUAACAAUAAUCUUAUGUCACCUUGUCCAUUUUCCUUGUGUAUCAAUCAACCUGGCAGUUUUAAAUGUCAAUGUCCAGAUGGAUUCCGAUUAGGCAGAGGAAAUCGAUGUUAUGAUAUUGAUGAAUGUCAUGAAUUGGAAAAUGUUUGUAAAUCUAACAAUCCACACGCACCAAGUCAAGCCUGCAUAAAUCUUAUGGGUAGUUAUCGAUGUGUAUCGGAUGAAACCCCACCCAAUUAUAUAAAACGUCGGUUGGGCAAUGGAUUUAGAUAUGAACUUAAAGAAGGCAUGAAAUGUCCAAAUAAUAGUGGUGAACGAUGUCUUCUACGUAUGGAUGAUCUAUUCAUUGAACUGGAUCAGGAUACAAGUGUACCACAGAUACUGGCACGUAUAGACACAAAAGGUUUGCCAACAGGUGUGGUACGCAUUGACUUGAGUAAACAUUAUGCCUAUCAAGCGUAUAGCGGGAAACAAAUUCCUGUUUCAACAGCAUUUCGUUUACAACCCAGUCGUUCACAACCUGGCAGUGUUGAAGUACGCCUGUUGCGUAAAUUACCCGCACCAAUGAAUAUCCUCAUUUCUGUUCAUGUAACAAUAUCAAAAGGUGAAGUGGAGAUUGCUCAUGCUGUAACCAAACUAUAUCUAUUUGUAACACAAUCAUUCUCUGAACGAUUGAGAUUAGGCAGAAUAAUGCAGAAAGGAAUAAGUUAGAUAAUAUUUCCUUCCCUUUUUUUAUCUUUACCUCGUUGUCCUUCUCUCUUUCACCGUCAUUAUCAUCAUCAUCAUUAUUGUCGACAGUAUCCCUUUCCUGAUCAUUUUUUUGUUCCAGAAGUUUUCUUCAUCUUAACCAGAGAGAAAUUUUUUCUUUGACUGUUCUUCCCUAUCAUUAUUUAUUUUUUAAUUUCUGGAAAAAGAUACUACUUUGUCUUAAUUUAAUUUAAUUUUAUUAUGUACACAAUCAAAUUAGUACAGAGAUAUUAAUGAUGACAGCUAUUUUGACAAAAGUGUAUGAUUAUGUUGUCACUUAUGUUGAAGAGUAGUGACACACUGAUGAGGUAUAGUCCGCUUCCUGUUUUUUUUUCAGUGUUUUUCUCCUCUUGACAGAUAUGAGAACGCAAGUACAUUUAUAUACACAUAAAAAUACUAGUACACUUUAUACACGCAUAUGUAUCUUCUUUCCUUUUUCUGCGCUAACAUGGAUAAUGAUGUUAUCAUUACAUGCUUUGAAUCUAAUUAAUCGAUAAAUUAUGUUGUAUUGAUUAUAUGCACACACAUAAACAUAUAGAAAUAUUCACAUGCGCAGUCGAUAUAUAUAUAUAUAUAUAUAUAUAUAUAUAUAUAUGAACAAGUAUUUUCCCUACUGUUACUCAAUAACUUUAAACACUGUUUUCUUUUAAAGCGCCACAUUUUCAAAUUUGUUUGCAUAUUGCAACAGCAAAAUAAAACAUGCAAUUCUACUGAUGAUUAUAUAAUUGUAUUUUAGGCCGAAACAAUUUUUCUUUGUAAAAGAUAAAUGUAGGUGUAAUGCCA